AUGGAUUAUGAGAAUUUUGUAAAAAGUGCAGAAGAAAUAAAUAAUUUACACAAUGUAAAUUAUUUGGAAACAAAAGACCUGAAUGAUUUUAAUUGGAAAGCAGCUUAUUAUAUAUGUAAAGAAAUAUAUGAUAAGCAACAAAUUAAUAAAGAUGGUUAUGUUGUGAUAGGUUUAUCGGGAGGUCGAACUCCGAUAGAUGUUUAUAAAAAUAUGUGUUUAAUUAAAGACAUUAAGAUAGAUAAAUCUAAAUUAAUAUUUUUUAUUAUUGAUGAAAGGUAUAAAAGUGAUGAUCAUAAAUUUAGUAAUUAUAAUAAUAUAAAAUUUUUAUUUCAUAAUUUAAAUAUAAAUGAAAAAGAACAAUUAUAUAAACCUGACACUACCAAAAGUAUUGUAGAUUGUAUAUUAGAUUAUAAUGACAAAAUAAAAAUAAUGAUAGAGAAAUAUAAAAAAGUUGAUAUAGCAAUAUUAGGUAUGGGUAGUGAUUUCCAUAUUGCCAGUUUAUUUCCAAAUAUAUUUUAUAAUAUAUAUAUGAAUAACUAUCAAAAUAAUUAUAUAUAUAAUGAAAAAACAUUAGAUUUUAUAAAUAAUGAUCAAGAUAAUGAUAAUUUAAAAUAUUUGAAAGAAUAUGUAUAUUUUACGACAACAAAUCAAUUUGAUGUUAGGAAAAGAAUUACAGUAUCUUUAAAUUUAUUAGCUAAUGCAUCAAGUAAAAUAUUUUUAUUAAAUUCUAAAGACAAAUUAGAUUUAUGGAAAAAUAUGUUGAUUAAAUCAUAUAUUGAAGUGAAUUAUAAUUUAUAUCCAGCUACUUAUUUAAUAGAUACAUCAUGCACCAACGAAAAUGUUAAUAUUAACAAUAACAACAAUAAUAAUAAUAAGAAUAAGAAUAAUUAUUGUUAUAGUAAUACCACUGUUAUAUCUUGUGGUUAUGAAAAUUAUACAAAAUCUAUUGAAGAAAUUUAUGAUUCUAAAUAUGCUCUAUCUCUUUAUUCUAAUAGUUUGAAUAAAGAAGAAUUAUUAACUAUAAUAAUUUUUGGCUGUUCAGGUGAUUUAGCCAAAAAAAAAAUAUAUCCAGCUUUAUUUAAAUUAUUUUGUAAUAAUUCCUUACCAAAAGAUUUAUUAAUCAUUGGAUUUGCUAGAACAGUUCAAGAUUUCGAUACAUUUUUUGAUAAAAUAGUUAUAUAUUUAAAACGAUGUUUAUUAUGUUAUGAAGAUUGGUCUAUAUCAAAAAAGAAGGAUCUUUUAAAUGGUUUUAAAAAUAGGUGUCGAUAUUUUGUUGGUAAUUAUUCGUCUUCAGAAAGUUUUGAAAAUUUUAAUAAAUAUUUAACAACUAUUGAAGAAGAAGAAGCAAAAAAAAAAUAUUAUGCAACAUGUUAUAAAAUGAAUGGUUCAGAUUAUAAUAUAUCAAAUAAUGUUGCAGAGGAUAAUAUUAGUAUAGAUGAUGAAAAUAAAACAAAUGAAUAUUUUCAAAUGUGUACUCCAAAAAAUUGCCCUGAUAAUGUAUUUUCAUCAAAUUAUAAUUUUCCAUAUGUUAUAAAUCGUAUGUUAUAUUUAGCAUUACCUCCACAUAUAUUUGUUAGUACUUUAAAAAAUUAUAAAAAAAAUUGUUUAAAUAGUAAAGGCACUGAUAAAAUAUUACUAGAAAAACCAUUUGGAAAUGAUUUAGAUUCAUUUAAAAUGUUAUCAAAACAAAUAUUAGAGAAUUUUAAUGAACAACAAAUAUAUAGAAUAGAUCAUUAUUUGGGUAAGGAUAUGGUUUCAGGAUUGUUGAAAUUAAAAUUUACAAAUACAUUUUUAUUAUCUUUAAUGAAUAGACAUUUUAUAAAAUGUAUUAAAAUUACUCUUAAAGAAACUAAAGGUGUAUAUGGUAGAGGACAAUAUUUUGAUCCCUAUGGUAUUAUUAGAGAUGUUAUGCAAAAUCAUAUGUUACAAUUAUUAACAUUAAUAACUAUGGAAGAUCCUAUAGAUUUAAAUGAUGAAUCUGUAAAAAAUGAGAAAAUAAAAAUUCUUAAAUCAAUUCCUUCGAUCAAAUUAGAAGAUACUAUUAUUGGACAAUAUGAAAAAGCUGAAAAUUUUAAAGAAGAUGAAAAUAAUGAUGAUGAAUCGAAAAAAAAUCAUAGUUAUCAUGAUGAUCCACAUAUAGAUAAAAAUUCGAUUACUCCAACAUUUUGUACAUGUAUCUUAUAUAUUAAUUCAAUUAAUUGGUAUGGUGUACCAAUCAUUUUUAAAUCUGGAAAAGGUCUGAAUAAAGAUAUAUGUGAAAUACGUAUACAAUUCCAUAAUAUUAUGGGGUCGUCUGAUGAAAAUAUGAAUAAUAAUGAAUUUGUUAUUAUAUUACAACCUGUUGAAGCUAUAUACCUAAAAAUGAUGAUUAAAAAAACGGGUUGUGAAGAAAUGGAAGAAGUACAAUUAAACCUAACAGUGAAUGAGAAAAAUAAAAAAAUUAAUGUACCAGAAGCAUAUGAAACAUUACUCUUAGAAUGUUUUAAAGGACAUAAAAAAAAAUUCAUCUCAGACGAGGAAUUGUAUGAAUCAUGGAGAAUAUUUACUCCUUUACUUAAGGAACUCCAGGAAAAACAAGUCAAGCCUCUUAAAUAUUCUUUUGGAUCAUCAGGCCCUAAAGAGGUAUUUGGACUUGUCAAAAAAUAUUACAAUUAUGGUAAAAAUUAUACGCACAGACCUGAGUUUGUUAGAAAAUCCUCUUUUUAUGAAGACGAUUUGUUAGAUAUUAAUUGA
Plasmodium falciparum 3D7 is the source of this 2733-nucleotide messenger RNA. It is a transcript of the gene GluPho, whose product is annotated as glucose-6-phosphate dehydrogenase-6-phosphogluconolactonase. The record is from RefSeq and is a predicted model, not a curated record. NCBI's taxonomy places the organism in Eukaryota, Apicomplexa, Aconoidasida, Haemosporida, Plasmodiidae.